Messenger RNA from Didymodactylos carnosus, 1923 nucleotides. The record is from the annotation of a GenBank genome assembly. Lineage: Eukaryota; Metazoa; Rotifera; Eurotatoria; Philodinida; Philodinidae.
AUGGAGGAUAAUGAAAAUGAUGAUUUACUUGAUGCUAAUACGUAUUUACAAAAAUUAAUUCGAAAAUCUAAAAUAGAUCAAAUAUGUUUUCAAAAUGAAAUUGAUCAAUUACUUGAAAUGUCACGUAUACAUGAUAUGAAAUUGUGUACAAAUGUUAUUUUAGAAGCUUAUAAAUAUAAUUAUUUUGAUAUAUUAGAAAUAUUAUUAAGAAGAGAAGCAUUUUAUUCGGGUAUUCCAGGUUUAACAGAAUUACAUGCAGCAUCUGGUUAUGGUCUCUCAGAAAUUGUUAAAUAUUUAUUAGAAGAAAAACAUAUUGAUCCAAAUAUUGAAUGUACAUUUGUUAAAAAUGAUCAAUUAGCAAAUAUUACUCCAUUACAUUUUGCAUGUGGAAUUGGACCAGAACAUCUUGUACAAGAAACAGCAGAAACUGUUCAUUAUUUAUUAAAAUUUGGUGCCGAUGUUCAAAAAACAACAUCACGUCUCGAUUCAGCUUUACAUUGGGCAUCAAAAUUUGCAGAUGAAAAUGUAGUACGUUUAUUAUUAAAUUAUAAAGCCGAUGUAAAUGCAAUUAAUUGUCUUGGAUAUUCACCAUUAUCAGAAGCAUGUUUUUAUGGAAAUUUUGAUAUAUGUCGUUUAUUAGUUGAACAUGGUGCCGAUGUUAAUAUAAAACAAUGUGAUGAUCGUUCACCUGUACAUCUAGUUGCACGUGGUUUAUUGAGUGAACAUGAUGCAAUACGAACAAAUUAUAAUGAUAUUAUUGUUAAAAAAUUAAAUGAACGUUUAGAAAUUGUUAAAUAUUUACAUGAGAAUGGUGCAGUAUUAGAAUGUUAUGAUAAAGAUGGUCUAACACCUUUAAUGUAUGCAUGUUCAAGUGGUAAUUAUGCAUUAGUAGAAUAUCUUAUUGAACAAUGUUCAAAUUUAAAUAAAAAUAUUAUCAAUGAACAUUCAAAAACAGGUGAAACAUGUUUGAUGUAUGCAAUAGAAUCAGGCAAUUUAGAUAUAAUACAAUUAUUAUUAAAACAUCAUGUCAAUAUUAAUGAUCAACAUGAACCAUCUUAUUUAACAGCAGCAUGUUUUUAUGGUUAUCCAAAUAUUGUAAAAAAUUUUAUUGAAUUUGGAUUAGAUAUUAAUGAAUUUAGUCAGACUGUUGAUGGUGUUAUUUUCAAUCCAGUUUAUGCAUGUUGUCAUUCAGGUUCAGAUGAAUGUUUAGAAUUAUUAUUAAAUGCGAAUGCUAAAAUCGAUUGGAAAACUAGUCAAGGUACAACUUGUUUACAUGCAGCUUGUUAUUCGGAUAAAGCAUCAAUAAAAUUAGUUCAAUUAUUAUGUGAUUAUUUACAAUCAAAAUCAAUGCCAUUAGAUUUAAAUUUAUCAACAGUAUCAGGUGAAACUCCACUAUUAAUGGCAAUUGAAAGAAAUGAUUAUGAAUUAAGUGAAUAUUUAUUAAUUAAAGGAGCUAAUCCAAAUAUAUCAAAUAGAGAUGGAUGUUAUCCAUUACAUUUAGCUUGUUAUAAUGUUCGACCAGAUAUUGUUUUAUUAUUAUUAUCUUAUGAUGCUGAUAUUGAAUAUUCAAAUGAAAAUUAUCCUCAUCCAUUAGUUAUAACAACAUAUAAACGUGAUUUAUUAUGUUCAAAAAUUUUAAUUGAAUCAACAAAAUGUUCUGAUCAUUCUGUACAUGAUGCAUUAAUUGAAGCAUUAGAAAAAAGUUUUGACGAUUUAGUAGCAGAAAUAAUUGAUAUUCGACCCUAUUUAAUACCAGAUGAUUUAAAAGAUAAAAUAUUAUUAACAUUAACAGAAGAUAAAUUAGAUCGAAUGAAUUUACAUGAUGAUGAUUUUGAAAAACAGAAUGAUGAAAAAAAACAAGAUGAAUUAUAUACACAUGAUAUUAAUACUAACAAUAUGAAAGGUAUACAUGCAAUGGAAUAA